Messenger RNA from Cynara cardunculus var. scolymus (artichoke), 2035 nucleotides. Its product is annotated as putative clathrin assembly protein At5g35200. The transcript has 16 exons. The record is from RefSeq and is a predicted model, not a curated record. Gene Ontology annotation, cellular component: clathrin-coated vesicle; clathrin-coated pit. Gene Ontology annotation, molecular function: phosphatidylinositol-4,5-bisphosphate binding; 1-phosphatidylinositol binding; clathrin heavy chain binding. The coding region runs from base 90 to 1739 and encodes 549 amino acids. Gene Ontology annotation, biological process: vesicle budding from membrane; clathrin-dependent endocytosis; clathrin coat assembly. NCBI's taxonomy places the organism in Eukaryota, Viridiplantae, Streptophyta, Magnoliopsida, Asterales, Asteraceae.
AACACCAGCCAGACACCUCCCUGUCUCUCUCUCGUCACUUUCUCUCUCUAAAAACGAUUCAGAUCAGUGAAGAUUUUCACAUUGAAAGAAUGUCGGCAGGGGGAUCUCAAAAGAGUUUGCGGAAAGCCCUCGGUGCCAUUAAGGACAGCACCACUGUCAAUUUGGCUAAAGUCAAUAGUGACUACAAGGAAUUGGAUGUAAAUAUUGUUAAGGCCACCAAUCAUGUUGAGCGCCCAGCAAAAGAGAAACAUAUGCGAGCUAUAUUUGCAGCCAUCUCAGCUACAAGACCUCGUGCCGAUGUCGCAUAUUGCAUCCAUGCUCUUGCAAGAAGAUUGUCGAAGACACACAAUUGGGCGGUAGCUUUGAAAACUUUAAUUGUUAUCCAUCGGGCCUUGAGGGAGGUGGAUCCGACAUUUCAAGAAGAACUUAUUAACUACGGAAGGAGCAGUAAUCAUUUGCUCAACUUAUCUCACUUCAAAGAUGAUUCUAGCCCAAAUGCAUGGGAUUAUUCUGCCUGGGUUCGGACUUAUGCUUUAUUUUUGGAGGAGAGGCUGGAGUGCUUCCGUGUAUUGAAGUACGAUGUUGAGACAGAACGUCUGAGAACUAGAGAUCUAGAUACUCCUGAGUUGCUUGAACAAUUACCAGCUUUGCAACAACUUCUGUAUCGUGUUUUAGGCUGUCAGCCGCAAGGAGCAGCAGUUCAUAACUUUGUGAUUCGGCUAGCACUUUCUUUGGUUGCUUCUGAAAGCGUCAAAGUGUACAAGGCAAUUAGUGAAGGUUCACUUAAUUUGGUUGACAAGUUCUUUGAGAUGCAACGACAUGAUGCUCUUAAAGCUUUGGAUAUAUAUAGAAGGGCUGGACAGCAGGCCGAGAGAUUGUCCGAGUUCUAUGAAAUAUGUAAAAGUCUCGACAUGGGACGUGGGGAUGGGUUCAUUAAGAUUGAGCAGCCACCAUCUUCAUUCAUACAAGCCAUGGAAGAAUAUGUUAAAGAAGCUCCCCGUGCUUCAAACGUUCGUAAAGAUCUGCAGUCAAUUGAUGGGAAACCAAAAGGAAUUUUAGCCAUAGAACACAAUAAAGAGGCAGAGCUUCAGGAGAAAUGCCCACCAUCACCUCCAGUAGAACCCAAGCCUGAGCCAGAACCAGAACCAGAGCCAGUUAAAGCCGAAGUUCAUUUUGCUGAGCAAUCACCAGAUUUGCUGGGUCUGGAUGAUCCCAUUCAAGAAGUCUCUGAAUUAGACCAGAAGAAUGCUAUGGCUUUGGCUAUUGUUCCAAUAUCUGAUCAACCAUCUUCGACUGCUGCAACAAUGAUUGAUGGAACUGCAGGAUGGGAAUUAGCCCUUGUAACUGCCUCAAGCUCUAAUGAGAGUGCUACAGCUUCAAGCAAACUGGCUGGAGGGCUGGACAAACUUACACUCGACAGCCUCUAUGACGCUGCAGUCAGGAGAACCAACCAGACCGCAAGUUACAACCCAUGGGAACAAGGUCCUAUGAUGCCACAACAGACCACACUAGACCCGUUCUACGCUUCUAACAUGAUGGCUGCACCGCACAACGUACAGAUGGCAGCCAUGGCUCAGCAGCAGCAAGCUUUCGCGUUGCACCAGCAACAACAAAUGAUGAUGAUGCACCCACAACAACAAAGUUCAAACCCCUUUGGCAACCCAUACGUGGAUGGCCGCCAUCCCUACAAUGCAGGUGUGCCAGUUCAACCCUAUAAUCAAUAUAAUGGUCUCAUUUAAAUUCCCUUAUAAUUUGCCGGAACUUGAUUGAACGAGUAGCGGAAUAGUGUGGCAUUUUACAUAAAAAAAGGAUGUAUACAGUUUGUAAGCACAGGAGGGUAGAAUGAGAUUAUUUUUUAGGAGCAGAAUAUUGGUUUGGGACUAGAGUCAAAUUCUUUGAUCUGCUUCUGCUUUGUGCUCAAGUGGGUGGGUUGAUUUUGUUAAUGAAAAUAGAAGAUUUGUGUAAGAUUUUGUUUUGCACAUUCUUGUAUAUCAUACAUACAGUGAUUGAGUGGUUAUUCUUGGUUAUAUUCUCC